UAUUCAUGGCGGAUGGUUGAUAAAUUUUGGCUGAGGAUAGAUGGCUGUAGAUUUUGUAAAUCUGAUUUGUUUUAUACUGUGAAUAGUUUUUAAAAAUAUAGACAUGCGUUUGUAUUCUAGAUUAUGUGAUACUUGACAAAGUUCUUUCAAUUAAUGUCUGUGAAACGCAAGAAAUAAUAUUGAUGGUAUCUAUUCUACAGGUACUAAUCACGCUCUUGCCCAUUUCCUUUGUGAUCUAGAUAUUCAUAAUUCUUCAGGUCCGAACAAGUUUCUAUGUGUUUUGACUGACAGUGUAUCAGUGAAUGUGUAUAUUUAAUGGUAAUUGCAGUUAUCGGUGUACAUUCAGUGAAAUAGACGGUUAUUUUCUGUGUAACCUCGAACACGGAAGUCCAGGAAGCAGCUCGCCGCUCUGAUUUCUUACUCGUUUGCAAGUAUUCCAACCGGUGAAAAUAUACAUUUUAAUAUUAAAAGGAAAAUACCUACAGAUUAUGCUGGCUUCAUAAGGUAUUAUAAUGAAUAAUGGUUGAAAUAGGAGCGCCACAACAAGCGGCUGAUGAUAGACUAGAGAAUGCGGAGUGGUAUUGGGGCGAUAUCACACGAGAUGAUGCCACAGAAAAACUCAAGGACACCCCAGAUGGUACUUUCUUGGUACGUGAUGCUUCAAACAAGGAUAGUGGAUAUACACUGACUGUUAGAAAAGGGGGUACGAACAAAUUAAUAAAAAUAUAUAAUCAUGAAGGUCGCUAUGGGUUUUGUGAGCCUUUUGAGUUUAAAUCAGUGGUGGAUCUGGUACGAUUCUACACUGAAUACUCACUGGCGCAUUGCAAUAGCAGUUUGGACAUCAGGCUUAUGUACCCUUUGUCACGACAUCAAGAAAAUGAGGGUGGUGAAAGCAUUAGUGAUGAGACACUUGGAAAUAGAUAUAAAGAAAUACAUAAAAAAUUUGUACUGAAAACUAGAGAUUAUAACACACGUUUCUAUAAAUACACCCGUUUAAGAGAAGAAGUCAACUUGAAGCGUCAAGCUCUCGAUGCCUUUAGAGAAGCAGUAAAAAUGUGCGAGGAUCAUCUUAAAUUACAAGAAAAAAUAAAAGCUGAGGCUCAACCACAUGAGAAGAAUAUUGUCCUUGAAAAUAACAGACAAUUAGAACUGAAGCUACAAAGCUUGAAACAAGCCAAAUCAGAUCUAAAUGAUAUAUUAAGGUCCACAUUGGAAUCCAAUCUCUUACUUGAAAGAGACUUGACAAGAUUAAAAUCCGAUGUCCUGGAACUUUACAAUAUAAAGGAACGUUAUAAAGUGUGGUUACAAGGCCGUGGUAAGAAUGAUGAGUAUUUGGAAGCAUUGGAAGAAGAUAACAUCCACAAACUCGAAGAGCUAUAUGCCCAUCGUGAAAUGAUCACAUGGAAAGUAAAUUGUACUCGCGAGAAGGCAGAACAACUUUUAGCUGGAAAACCACAGGGUACAUUUUUAAUACGGCCUAAUUCUACAGGACAAUUGGCCUUAUCUAUUUGCUGUAACAACAUGGUCUACCACUGCAUUAUAUUUAAGACUGAAAGAGGAUAUGGUUUUGCGGAACCAUAUAAUGUAUAUGAGACUUUAAACGAGCUUGUGUUGCAUUAUGCUGUAAAUUCGUUAGAAGAGCAUAAUGAUCAAUUGAGAACGGAACUGAAAUACCCGAUCUAUACACAUUUGGUAAAGAAACCAGAGAAGAACAAUUAAGAAGAAGAAGUUAAGGAAAACCCAAAGAUUUUUCUCACCAGUGAUUGUUGAUUGUUUUUGUUAUGUGGAGGCAAUGAUUUAUACAUUGCUAUCAUUCCACUGUUAUUGUCUUCUAUUUUGAAAAUAGAAUGCCUGGUAUAUGAUUGACGAUGUUUUAUAAGUUUAGAUCUACUCAGAUGGAACUUAUUGGAGAAGUUUUGUGAUAAUGUGAGUGUUUGUUUUUUAUUAUCAGACAUGUUGCUCGGAUUAAUAUAGCGAUCUUAUAGUGGUUAAGUUGGUUGUAUUCCAUGCUAUUGAUAUUUUAUAACAUACUACAUAAAUGUAUUCUUCCAAAUU
Manduca sexta (tobacco hornworm) is the source of this 2055-nucleotide messenger RNA. RefSeq names its product phosphatidylinositol 3-kinase regulatory subunit gamma (gene Pi3K21B). Bases 520 to 1719 code for a protein of 399 amino acids. Gene Ontology annotation, cellular component: phosphatidylinositol 3-kinase complex. Gene Ontology annotation, molecular function: 1-phosphatidylinositol-3-kinase regulator activity. Lineage: Eukaryota; Metazoa; Arthropoda; Insecta; Lepidoptera; Sphingidae. The record is from RefSeq and is a predicted model, not a curated record. Gene Ontology annotation, biological process: phosphatidylinositol phosphate biosynthetic process; insulin receptor signaling pathway. The transcript has 4 exons.